CCUUUUUCCUCCGGCAGACUGUAGAGCCGGCGACCGGCGGGACAGCCAAGCAGCCACGACCCGCUGCUGCAAACUCGGACCGGACAGGCAGGACCACAGGUCCACACGGACAGAGCAAGUGUGACACUGCUGGGUCCCCCUCACUGUGUGCAGCGGCACCAUGGCAGCUAUGGGACCAGGGGACAGAGCUGGAGCAGAGACAGGCUGCUCGUUGGGACGACAGGACGCCGUCUCUACAACGAGCAGCAGCAACAGGCCUGACGUGCAGCAGAAUCUGGCAGAGAAAGCGCUCAAAGACUGUGGGCCUCACAAGAGCAAGACCAUGAUCUGGGGCAGCCUCGCCGCUCAGAGACAAAACAUGACAGCCACGGCUACAGGAGAGGCUCCCUACAGCUUCAGGAGUCCAGAGUCAGUGGAGAUGGAUGAGAUCAUGGCGGCCAUGGUUCUGACCAGUCUGUCCUGCAGCCCUGUGGUCCAAAGCCCCCCACAGACUGAUCCUGGACCAGCUGGCUCAUCAUCAUCGGUUGACAUGGAGAGCGGUGGCGGCGAGCUCUCAGACAGUGGCAGCAGCGGCUACUGGAGCUGGGACCACGGCAACGGGAGCCCCACCCCCUCGCCCUCUAUCACUGAGAUAGACAGCAGUCCUGAUGAAGGCCUGCACAUGGAGCGGGAGCAGGGAGAGGAGCAGACUGCCAAAAAGCUAAAGAGUUCUUUCAGAAGUGUGUAUAAGUGUCUGUGGCCCAGUUGUGGCAAAGUGCUUACAUCUUCAGUUGGGAUUAAAAGACACAUCCGUGUGAUGCAUCUGGGCAGUGGAUCAGAUCAGUCCCAGAGGGAGGAGGACUUCUACUACACCAAGAUCUGCUGUGAAACCGUGGAGACCAGUUCUACUGCAGCUCCAGUCCAGCAGGCUCUGGGCCAGGCCUCCUCCACUCAUCCCGGCUGGGCCUCUUGUGGUUCCCCUCCAGGUUCAGAGCUCCAGAUCCCUCUGGCCCCUAGGCCCAGGUCCAACUCAAGCUCCGGGCCUGGCCCAAUCAGGCCCAGUCCACUCAGCCAGUCGGCCCCCAGCAGCUUCUGGCAGAUCCAUUCUGAGCAUCUCUAUCAGGCCUGUAGUCCUGUCCAGGUAUCUGCAGCCCCCAAAAGCCCUUGCAGCCAGGGUUGGACCCCUUCCGCCUCCGUCUCCAGCCACAGUAACCUUCCGAUGGUGAAACCUCGCUGCCGGUCUGUCAGUGUCGGGGAACAAUGGCUCCAGCAGAACAAGCUGCAGCCGAUGAGUGCGUCUCCCUCCCGCACUCACUGCUCCUUCAGGAAAGGUCGUGGGGAGGCCAAGAAGUGCCGGAAGGUGUACGGAGUGGAGCGUAAGGAUCAGUGGUGCACCGCCUGCCGCUGGAAAAAGGCCUGCCAGCGCUUCCCCGAUUAGAUAUGAAGGCGAGAGAGCCUGAGAGGACAAAAAAAUGUAAAACCUGGACAGAUGGAUGAGUGUGAAUAGAGACUUUUAUCAAAAAAGAGAAUAUAAAUCAGGGCCUGUGAGCCAUGAAGAAAAAGUUCUUUUACGUGUUAUCUUUAUGGGGUUUUUUUGUUUGUUUGUUUUUUUUAUUAAUUUUUAUUUCUUUCCUCAAGGAAUGCAAAUGGACUUUUGUGUAUCUUUGUAUCUUUGAUCCUGGAAACUUAAGUCUGCAAUGGUGCUGUUGACUGACUUUGACCAUGUGAUGUGCUAAGCCUACAAUACUCUCCUACUUUAUCCAAAGGUCAUAUUACUGCCCCUGUAGCUCCACUGUAUUAGACUGCUACUUGGCUGUUUUCUUUAUUCAAGUCUUCUCUUCCAGUGGUUACACAGUGGUUAUGAUGUACAUUAUAUUGUGUAUUUUGAGUUAUGUAUGAGUAUUUUCUACUUUUUUUUUUUUUUUUUUGUAUCGUCUUGUUUAGCCCGUGUACUGGGCAGAAUGGGUUGUCUUUUUUUUAAAUGUUUUUUGCACUUUGUUGGAAUAUUAACUCACAAGAAUAAGCUACGUUUGGUUUGACUCAACCAAAUUCCUUCCAUGAAAUUAGUCUCCUUCCUGCCCACAUGUUGGCAUACGACCAGUAUUAAUGGUUUUAUCCGUGAAGCUUUGGAGUCAUGGCAGUGGGGACAAGCAUUAGGGGAACGAGUUUGUAUUAAAGGACAUAUAUUGUCAAACACAAUAAAAAGCACUGAGAGUUUACAAUGCUUUUUUUUU
Molecule: messenger RNA, 2213 nt
Organism: Melanotaenia boesemani (Boeseman's rainbowfish)
Lineage: Eukaryota; Metazoa; Chordata; Actinopteri; Atheriniformes; Melanotaeniidae
Gene: znf395b
Product: zinc finger protein 395b
Exons: 10
Coding region: 161-1417 (418 amino acids)
Biological process (GO): regulation of transcription by RNA polymerase II
Cellular component (GO): nucleus
Molecular function (GO): RNA polymerase II cis-regulatory region sequence-specific DNA binding; DNA-binding transcription factor activity
Source: RefSeq, a predicted model, not a curated record